Molecule: messenger RNA, 1030 nt
Organism: Aedes aegypti (yellow fever mosquito)
Lineage: Eukaryota; Metazoa; Arthropoda; Insecta; Diptera; Culicidae
Product: J domain-containing protein CG6693
Exons: 2
Coding region: 133-885 (250 amino acids)
Cellular component (GO): nucleus; cytoplasm
Molecular function (GO): heat shock protein binding
Source: RefSeq, a predicted model, not a curated record
CUUUGAUUCAAUCGCGCGCCAAGAUUAUAAUAACGGGGCUGUUCGUAGUUGAUUGUUUGAAUCUUGAAUCGUUUGAUAAAAUAAUUUGUAUGAGUAUUGUAGAUAUUUUAUUAAUAAUCGUAAAAUUAAACCAUGCCGUCAACACAAGAUUUGUGCGAAAAGUUCUACGGAACGCGUGAUAUCUACGAAAUCUUCGAAGUCACCAAGAAUGCUCAGGAAAGCGAAAUUAAAAAGGCUUAUUAUAAACUAUCUCUAAAAGUACACCCGGACCGUGUCAAGCAGGACGAAAAAACGGAAGCCACCGAGAAGUUCAAAGUUUUGAGCAAGAUCUACUCCAUUCUUUCCGAUCGGGAAAAACGUGCUUUGUAUGACGAGCAGGGCAUAAUCGAAGAUGAGGACGAUUCCUCCGGGACCAAGUGGAUGGCCAUGUGGCAAAAGUUCUUCAAACCCAUUUCCACCGACGACAUCGAUGACUUCGAGAAGGUAUAUGUCGGUUCGGAUCUGGAGCGGAACGAUAUAAAGGAGGCUUAUCUGAAGGGCAAGGGAUGCAUAGAUUAUAUGUCCCAAUGUGUUCCCUAUAUGGGCGUCAAAGAUGAGCCAAGGAUAGCCGAGAUAGUGCAGUCGAUGAUUGCUUCGGGCGAAGUUCCCGAGUAUGCGGCCUUCAAUGAUGAACCCCAGGAGAAGCGUGCUCGGCGCCACAAGAAGGAGGCAAAGGAGGCCAAGGAAGCAGAAGCGCUGAAGAAGACGCUGGGCAAAAAGAAGGCUGCCAAGCAAGUGUCCCUUGAGCAGCAAAUUGCCGAACGUCGGACGGAACGCGAACAAGGCUUCAAUUCCCUGCUGGAUCGGUUGGCAGCAAAAUAUGGUCAAGAGGAUGAAGAUGACUGAAGGAUCUAUCGAGCUAAGCGAUUAUAAACCGAAGACUGAGAAGAAACGGAGUAUUAAUGUUCCUUAAUUUUAUGUUUUACGUGCGUUACUAUUGUUUUAAAUACCUAAUCGAUUAACUGUAAUACAUGUACCUAUGGUAAAAUAA